AUGGGUGAAAUCGCAGUUCUUCGUCCUCAAGAUCCUUUAAAGGAUCGGCUAGCUUAUAAUCGUCACAAUACUUUUGUUAAUUCCAGUUUUCCCUCACCCAAAUCCAAGAAAACUUCUCCUUCUUCUUCUAACCCUAACCAUGGAUCCGAUAAGUCGAAUCGGCGGAAGCGGAGUCCUCAGAAGAGCAGUAGGAAUAGUAAUAAUACUAGUAGAGGCGGCUGCGGCAGCUUGUCCAGCUCUCCGCCGGCCAAGAACCGGCAUCUGGUGAUGGGUCAGGUCAAGAUUUUGAAGCGCGGCGAAGCGUUGACUGUGUCGAUGAAGGAUGGCUUGGAGAGGAAGAAGAUGGAGGGCGAGAAGGCUCGGGAGAAGAGCGAGGUGAAUUCUUGUCCGCCGGAGGUGGACGACGACUUGGCUUUGUCGACCACGGAUCGGCUCGGGCCGGAGCCCGAUAUGGUUCCAAAGCAGAUCAAGAUCGCCGAUUUUUACGCCGGAUCGGCCUUCAUCUCCUCUCCCCCGCCCAGUUCCCUUCCCGUGCCUGCUUUCUUUAAGAAAAAGAGCGUCCUCGCCGCCGAGAUCCACGACGACGCUUCUAGCGGUUUGCGGCGGCUUCUGAGGCUGGAUCCGUCGUGA
Messenger RNA from Ipomoea nil (Japanese morning glory), 630 nucleotides. RefSeq lists its product as uncharacterized. NCBI's taxonomy places the organism in Eukaryota, Viridiplantae, Streptophyta, Magnoliopsida, Solanales, Convolvulaceae. Bases 1 to 630 code for a protein of 209 amino acids. The transcript has a single exon. The record is from RefSeq and is a predicted model, not a curated record.